AUGUGUUCCUUUCUUUGCUACUUUGGGACUUUGGGUUGCGCCGUGGUCUUGGCGACCGGCCUGAAGACCACGGCCAACAAGUUCUACGCGGGGACGUGGACUUGUAAGUUUCCUGUGGCCCGAUCGGACUUCAGCGUGCUGGAGAAAGGCGAGAAGUUCGUCAACGAGGCGGCGCAGAUUGCAGCCGGCUGUAUCUUGCAGGUGGACAACUGCACUCUGUUGAAGCGCGGGGAGAACAACAUCGAGGUGAGAAGCUUCGCGCUCUGGACACGAGCCGUGGAGCUGCCAUCUCUGUGCCUUGGUGCCCUUCGCUUGGCGCAGGAGGUCGAGGUUGCGACGAAUACCGCCUGGCUGGUGUCUGUGGUUGGUGACCCCGUCUACAUCCCAUGCAAGCACUGCGGCACGAAGGUCAAUCCGGACACAGGCAAGUGCAAGCGAGCGGACGCCGCUGCUUGUGCGAGUGAGCCCGACAGCGCUGCCCGCAUGUUGGCAGCAGCGCACAUUGCAGACUGGAGCGGCCAAGUGGAGAACGUCUUGAUUGGCAGCGAGCACUUGGCGGUGCUGGCGAAGGUGGGUGACGAGCAGCAGGUCGCAAAGCUGAUCGAAGAGAAGGGCGCGCAGGUCGGAGAGCCAUCGGCGACGGUAACUCCACUCGACGCAACGCAGGCUCUGACUGCGACCCAGCAGUCGACCACAAUGGUCAAGAAGGUGGUCCGCAUCGACAAGCAGCGCCCAGAAGGCGCUGUGCUGCCAGUACGCGACCUGUACAAGGACAUCACCUGCUCUGACUUGGGCACUUUCUUUCAACGUGGAAGCGUGUUUGCCUCCUACAUUGCAACGCGCGCCUAUGCGCAGGACAAGCCGGACAUCAACGAGGUGGACAUCCAAGGACUGUGA
Messenger RNA from Effrenium voratum, 897 nucleotides. Lineage: Eukaryota; Dinophyceae; Suessiales; Symbiodiniaceae. The record is from the annotation of a GenBank genome assembly.